AUGUCCGUUGAUUUCACGAAACGAACCCCAUAUACCACAACACGAACUAGCAAUGGAGAGUUGCUGCAAUUCUUGUUGCAACCACCAAAAAUCUUGAUGCACACCACCCAAAGAAAUCAAUCAGCGCCACAUACAACAGAUCUCACUAGUUUUGCCAUCAUGGGAACGACCCGAUCAACACCCCUGACAACACUCGAAGCUUCAUCAUCAUCAUGCUCGAGGAGGACGGAGGAUAUUGAUUCAAUUGAUUGCGAAAGGACGAUUCCGACGAUGGGUUUCGAUGAGAACGAUCUCUCUUUCCUAGAAGGUAAUCGAUAUCUUCAUCGUCAAAGUACAGAUUCUUUAUGUGCGUCAAUCGGUCGUUCAGAGGAAGAAAUCGAAGACGAUGAAUGGAAUGAACGCCAACUUAUCCUUGAAGAUGCAGCAAAUUUGGCAAGGCUAGCUGAGUUUCAUCUGAAUCCCCACACAACACUAGUACCUUCAGAUCCCUAUUCUUUUGGACAAAACUACUUAACCAGACCACCCGGGUAUGAAUUACAUACAAUGGAAGGUGACGAGGAAGAAGAUGACGACAUCCAAGAGAGAAUACGGGACACUUGUAUUCCAGAUUCUGAAAGUAGAGACGACAUGAGCACACAUCUGAAAUCGGAGGACAUGUGGCAAAAUAUGAACGCAGUAGUUUCACUCGACCCUUCAUGCGUGGUUCGUUUUGGUCUUCACUACGACAACCACAAAUGA
Molecule: messenger RNA, 738 nt
Organism: Cylindrotheca closterium
Lineage: Eukaryota; Bacillariophyta; Bacillariophyceae; Bacillariales; Bacillariaceae
Source: the annotation of a GenBank genome assembly